CUUUACUACUUUUACGUCGCCGUAUUGAGUAUACUUGGUAUACCUACAUUUGUGAAUUGAAGUAAAUAAACUUUUUGUGAUCACUUUCGUAUUAGUGUAUUUUGUGAUUGUUCCGAAAUAUCUUCAGUGUUUUUCAGUUCUAAGAAAAUUUGCAUCUAAUUUUUCAAGAUAACGCAGCGGAUCAUAGAUUGAGAGACGGCAUCGGUGCUAUUCCAAAUCUCCCAAGAAGUGGAAUCUUAUUUGUUCUACAUUGCUUCGUAUGGUUGUGAACUAGCCGAUUAUGGAAGAGGAAGAUGCCGCCGUCAUCCGUAACAGUGGUUGCAGUAGCAGUAACGAUGGGAAUAGCAAUCCACCAAAGAAAUCCAAACUGUGCGUCGAUAGCUCUCGCUCGCUACCACUAGUAGAGAAUGCUUCAGAGAAGUUCAAGGAAUCAGAAAGUACGGCAGAAAACCCCUCCGAAGUUUCACCGCUUCCAACGAGUACAAUGAGUACAGAUGAAGACGAUAAUGUCAUAGAAGAUGCCCCAAACGUGGUUCCCGCGACGACCAGCAUAGAACAACGAAACUCUCCAACUUUCGUAUCGAACGCUGGAGAAGAAAGCGAACAGGUGCAUAUUGAUGAUGACGAUGACGAUGAUGAUAUAGCACGCGAAGUAUCGACAGAUCGUAAUGUCAGCGUUCCCUUAAGUGCAGCCGAGAAUACAGCUAGCGGUGAGAGGGAUGAAAAUGUCGAUAGAGGAAAUGCUCAAACACCCUCUGUCGAUGUAGAAUCUGGUGAAGUAUCCGGUGAAGUCCGUCCAUCAAGAUUCGACCAGGAAGAAAGGCUUAGAAGAUUGAUCGAAAGCAUGAUUGCAGGGUCGUCUUCUGAAUUGGAUUCCGAUGAUGACUCCGACUAUGAUGGUGAUAACGAUGAUAAUAACGAUGCCAGCAGCACAGCAUAUGACUCUCCAACAGAUGAUUCUGAUUCUCGUUCAUCUCGGGCGGGUUGGUUGAACUUUCGCAGGAAUCAGAAUAGUACUGAACGACCGACUCGAAUUAAUGAAGAAGACAUCGGUAACCUUCGAUUCAUGCAAUCUGCCAAUGUUACGAGCAACUGGAAUUGUGCCCGGGCGAUUCAGCUGCGGUCACUUGGCCUCUCGUAUCAAUCGAAAGGACCAUUCGACGCAACACGUUACAACUCGAACCAAUUUCAAUCCCGCGCAUAUGCGUCGAAACGUACGGUCCAGAUGUUGACUUUGUUAUGUCGAUUGCGGAAACACAGCGGAUGUGUGAAUAGUUUGAAUUUUAACGCAUCCGGAACACUGCUUGCGAGUGGAUCUGAUGAUUUAAAUAUAAACAUUUGGAACUGGCGAUUGAGUAAAUUGGUACGGUCGAUCCGAAGUGUACAUCAUUCGAAUGUGUUCCAGACCAAAUUCGUAGAAACAAGUGGGUAUCGCGAUGAAAUUGAGAUAAUAUCUACAGCUAGAGAUGGACAGGUACUUCACACUCGAAUUGGACCGGCGGGAGACGAUACCCAAACCGUUCUUUUCAAUCAGAAACAAGCGAUCCAUAAGGUUGCGAUUCCUGCACAAUCGCCGUUCGAGUUUUUGACGGCGUGCGAGAAUGGUUCGAUAAACAGCUACGAUUUACGUGAGAAAAAAGUGAGGAAAGUGGCUUACGUUAAGACGCGUCUGUACAGUAUCUCCGCCCAUCCACUGGAUAAUGAGUUUUGCGUUUCGGGUGGUGAUGCGGCCGUCCGGGUGUAUGACCGUCGUCGUUCUUCGAAACCAAUGAAGUAUCAUUUCGCUGCUCAUCUACAACACAGAUCCAACAAUUUCGCUGUAACAUGUGCUGUGUACAACCAUAACGGGAACGAAGUUUUAGCCAGCUAUAGUGAUGGUGAUGUUUUCCUGUUCAAUAACGUGUCAUGUCAGCCAGGCUCGUUUCUGCACAGAUAUACCGGUCACAUGAACCUGAAAACCAUCAAAGGCGUCAACUUUUUCGGUCUUCAAUCAGAGUAUGUGGUUAGCGGCAGUGAUUGUGGAAAUAUUUUCUUCUGGGACAAGAACAGCGAAGUUAUUGUGAACUGGAUAAAAGGUGACCGGGCAGGGGUGGUAAACUGCCUAGAGCCUCAUCCGGAAUACCCGAUACUGGCUACUUCUGGGCUAGAUCAUGACAUUAAGAUUUGGGUGCCCAAUGGUGUGGAUGAUGAACACGAGAUGCCAAACUAUUCUCAGGAAUCACUCGAAACGUGUGUGAGGGCUAACCUACAUUUUCGUAGCAUCAAUGAGUAUUUGCCGUCUAACUCAGAGCGCUUACUAGAGAUUCUAAGAUUUAGCCCUAGAGUCGAUUAUAGAUAUUCUGACGCGGGUGGUCCCGACAGUGACAGUGACAGUCGGUCCGGAGAGGACAACAACUUCGACCAAAUGGUUCUACCGUGCAAUCCAUCGUAAGUUUUCCUGCCGGAAAAUUUGAAUAAUGUCAUCGUUCCGAAAGCAGAAUGGUGGUCAUUGGUGAAUGUGAUUUUUAAAUGUUAUUUUGUUUACAAAGCAAACGAAAACUGUAUUUUCAGGAAUGUGAAGAGAGUACUUUCCCGCUAUUUCCACAUUAUCGUAACUUCAGUGAUUAUUACAUAUAUGUUGUGUUGCAUCCACCUGAAGAGAUACACGUUAAAUUCAUUUUUUGCGGUUUUUUUUCGCUGAGGAACUUCGAGAAAUGAUCGAAUUUAAUUUGUUGUAGAAAUAUAUGGAUUAACACAUG
This is a messenger RNA of Toxorhynchites rutilus septentrionalis, 2738 nucleotides long. RefSeq names its product DDB1- and CUL4-associated factor 8. The transcript has 9 exons. Gene Ontology annotation, cellular component: cytoplasm; Cul4-RING E3 ubiquitin ligase complex. NCBI's taxonomy places the organism in Eukaryota, Metazoa, Arthropoda, Insecta, Diptera, Culicidae. The record is from RefSeq and is a predicted model, not a curated record. Bases 281 to 2431 code for a protein of 716 amino acids. Gene Ontology annotation, molecular function: protein binding.